AUAGCGCCACGUUGGUUUACCAACAAAUAUGGCGCACAGCCCGUCUCGUGUCUUUGCUGCAGUUUCAGCGACUGCUGGUGAUGUUUACCGAGACGAAAACGAAGCGGUGUUCUAUCAGGGCCGCAAGCAAACACCUUUACACAUUCAAAGUAACGUAAGAGUGGUUCAGGUGACGGGCUGUGCGGAGAUAUCGUGUCCUUCGGACCGCGCGACCGUUUCCAUCAGCGUCAAAAACAGUAAAGAAAAUGUUAACGACGUGACUAACAGUGUUUCUCGAAGACUGGAUUACGUAAUACAGACUGCGAGACAGCAUGACGUUAAGGAAGAAAACAUCACUGUGGCCAAACAUUUACAAAGAGAGGGGGAGCUCUUCCACAUGCACGCCGAGGUGCUUGUUGUCUUUUCAGACUUUGAGAAGAUGCAGCAUGCACGCUUAGUUUUGAUUGAAAAACUAGACAAAAGCGUGUGUGUUGGUGACCCUUACUACAGUCACAGUGCUGAAAGCCUCAAUUUGUUAAGACGGCGAGUAUGUUUGGAAGCAGUGGACAACGCUCGACUGAAAGCCAGCGAGGCGUGUGGCAUUCUGGGACAAGCUCUGGGACGCCCACUGCUUAUACGCGAGGAGGAAUCACGAGAGUGGACCAGUGGCCAGCAUGAAGUCACUGGCUCUCCUCUAACACUACAUCAGAGGACUGGGCUUACAUUAGUCUAUGUCUCUUCACGUGUGUUUGUGACCUUUGAAUUGCAACCAAAGGACAGCAACCGGAGGAAAUUUUGAAGUUUUUCUUUAGCAAUAAUAAAAUUACACAAUUUUUUUUAAGUA
Pimephales promelas (fathead minnow) is the source of this 823-nucleotide messenger RNA. It is a transcript of the gene irak1bp1, whose product is annotated as interleukin-1 receptor-associated kinase 1 binding protein 1. The record is from RefSeq and is a predicted model, not a curated record. NCBI's taxonomy places the organism in Eukaryota, Metazoa, Chordata, Actinopteri, Cypriniformes, Leuciscidae. Gene Ontology annotation, biological process: immune response; positive regulation of canonical NF-kappaB signal transduction.